AUGAUAACGACCAACGACAGGCCUGCCGACCGCCGGCGGUUCACGACUCUCGAAGGGUGGCGCGAAGUUGGUCGUGGUGUAUACCUCGCCGCAGGGUCGACCGUCUCAUCCGUAGCAUUCGAACCGAACCAAGUUCCACGAUAUGACUCAGAAUGGGGGCGAUUCGAUGACAAUGAGUCUAUCAAGACAAGACUAUCCAGGCCGGAGGAGCAGAGACGGGCUUCCUCUCUGGCCCCGAGCAGCCUUAGGAGAUUCUCUUCGCGGUCUCUUGCCAACCCUUUCAUCUCCCCCGAGGAAGUGGAAGAGGAACAAUCAUUUGCUGGCAGCAAUCCACAGGAUGAGAUCGUCGAGGCUGAGCAACGGCCACGUUCAGAACAACCGUUCCAUAUCUUCAGCAAGAAACAAAAAUGGGUAGUCGUCGCUAUCAUCGGAGUUGCUGGUCUCUUUUCGGGCUUGUCAUCAAACAUCUACUUCCCAUCUUUGGAUGCUAUUGCCCAAGACCUUCGUGUCAGUCUCACAGAUGUAUCGUUAACCAUCACCUCCUACCUCGUCAUCCAGGGCAUCUCUCCGCUUUUUUGGGGUCCACUGUCUGAUACACUGGGGCGGAGACCAAUCUACAUCGCCUCAUUCUCUGUUUACAUUCUUGCCAAUAUCAUCCUCAGCUUCUCACCCAACUUCCCCGUCCUGUUAGUUGCCCGUGGUCUCCAGUCUGCAGGGAGUGCCUCAACUGUUAGCAUUGGCAAUGGGGUCAUUCAAGACAUUGCUACACCAUUAGAGAGGGGCAGCUUCAUCGGUUUCUACCAGGCCAUCCGAAACUUCAGUAUUGCCGUUGGGCCGGUUAUAGGGGGACUUCUGGCCAACUUUCUUGGAUUCCGCUCUAUCUUCGUCUUUCUCACCAUCCUCUCCGGCCUGGUCUUGAUCAUGCUUCUCAUCUACUUGCCCGAGACGCUCCGUACGAUCGCUGGCAACGGCUCAUUGAGGCUCUCAGGUGUCUAUCAACCACUCAUUCGCAGAAUUUUGAAGGAGCCUAAGUACAUGGAAGACCCGGGAGAGAAACCAGAAGUUGAAAAGGUCACUUUGAAGACUUUUAUAGCGCCCCUGAAGCUGCUUGCGCAGAAGGACAUUUUGGCCCUCUUGGUAUCGGGUGGAAUGGUGUACACCAUAUGGAGCAUGGUAGUGGCGAGCACGACAGGCAUUUUUAAAGAGCGAUUCGUGUUGAACGAGCUCAUGCUGGGCCUGGCAUUCCUUCCUAACGGCUUCGGUACCAUCGUGGGCUCCUACAUCGCCGGUAAGCUGAUGACACGAGACUUCAUCCGCUACGAACAGCAAUACCUUGAGACCCACCCGGGCGCCCCGGCUCCAUCUAAGUCAAAGAAGUCUUUGGCCCCCGACUUUCCCAUUGAACACGCCAGGCUUGGCUAUAUGCCCUGGAUUACUCUUAUUUUUGUCAUUUCCACGGCGAUAUACGGCUUCACAGUCUUGCCCACCGACUUGCUUCCACCCCAGGCUGCACACCCAGCCUGGAUUGCCUUACCGCUCUUCCUCCAAUUUCUGAUAGCCGCGACGUCCAAUGCCGUGUUCGCUAUUAAUACAACACUUGUGUCUGAUCUCUGCCCAGGCAAGGGAGCGAGUUCUACAGCUAUUAACAAUCUGAUGAGAUGCAGCAUGGCGGCAGUCGGUGUUGGAGUAGUGGAGUCGAUGCUUGCACUUGUGGGCCGCGCUGGGACAUUCGUGGCGCUGGCGUUUCUUGUGCUAUCUAUGUCCGUAUUAAACGCUGUAGAGUGGUAUUGGGGGAUGCAAUGGAGGAACGAAAGGGAGAUGAAGAAGAACAUAGAGAAAGUAUAG
Messenger RNA from Diaporthe amygdali, 1845 nucleotides. RefSeq lists its product as uncharacterized. The record is from RefSeq and is a predicted model, not a curated record. Gene Ontology annotation, biological process: transmembrane transport. The transcript has 7 exons. The coding region runs from base 1 to 1845 and encodes 614 amino acids. Gene Ontology annotation, molecular function: transmembrane transporter activity. Lineage: Eukaryota; Fungi; Ascomycota; Sordariomycetes; Diaporthales; Diaporthaceae.